AUGUGGAAGACAUGUCUUGCGAAUCUUGCCUCACUACUCGCCCUGGCCUCGGCUUCAUACUACGACGAAGCUGAGGCGGAGUGGAACUUGAACGUCAACAAAAAUGCCGCCAAUCCUCUCGAGUACAGUGUUCCCGACUGGCCUUCAGGCUUUGAGCACCAUUCAAGUCCCGACAAUUGGAGAUUCCCGUUUUACAGCUUCUUCCUAGACAGGUUCGUGAAUGGCGACCCAACGAACGACAACGCCAAUGGCACCAACUGGGAACAAGACUACAGGCAGACACAGCUGCGCCAUGGAGGAGAUAUCGUUGGAGUCCAGCAGUCUCUCGACUACCUCCAUGGCCUGGGCAUUAGAGGACUCUAUCUUGUCGGUAGCCCCAUGAUCAACUUGCCUUGGGAGGCCGAUGGCUACAGUCCCACCGACCUCACCAUUCUGGACCAUCACUUGGGUACGAUCGAAGAUUGGCGCACCGUGAUCCACGCGAUUCACGAUAGAGGCAUGUACGUCAUUCUCGACAACACUAUGGCUACAAUGUCGAAUCUUCUCGGCUUCGAAGGCUAUCUCAAUACCAGUGCCGACUGGUCUUUCACCGAGCACAAGACCCAAUAUACCUCGGACAAUGUCUACCGCGACUUCUACAUCGGCAAUGAAUAUCACGACGUCUGUCCUUACCCUUUCCCACGCUUCUGGGACCAAGGCGGCCACCAGAUCAUCGACAACAAUACCAAUGCCAUGGUUGGCUGCAUGGACAGCGAAUUUGACCAGUUUGGCGAUGUUGGUGCAUUUGGCGUCUACCCAGAGUGGCAGAAACAGCUUUCCAAAUUCAACGGCGUCCAAGAUCGCCUGCGAGAAUGGAGGCCCCAGGUCUUGGACAAGAUCAACCAUUUUUCCUGCAUGAUGAUCAAAGGCUUGGAUAUCGAUGGCUUCCGUAUCGACAAGGCCAUGCAAGUCACAGUCGACGCGCAAGGCAAUUGGUCUCACUUCCAGCGGGAGUGUGCAUCAUCCGUCGGCAAGACCAACUUCUUUAUUCCUGGAGAAAUUGUGAACGGUAAUGCUGAUGCAUCGAUCUACCUGGGGAGGGGCAAGGAACCGACCAUGCAGGUCUCCAAUACUACCAAAGCAAUGACCUCCAACGACACGCAAUACAUCCGCGAAAAUGGCCACCAAGCUCUCGACUCCGGCGCCUUCCAUUACUCGACAUACCGAGCACUCAUGCGAUUUUUGGGCCUCGACGGCAACCUGCUCGCAGCGAAUGACGCGCCGGUCAAUUUUGCAAAUCAAUGGCAGACUUUCGUUCAGACCAACGACCUCAAUAACGCUUAUACGGGUCAGUUCGAUCCCCGACACAUGUACGGAGUCUCCAAUCACGACGUGCUCAGGUGGCCUGGCUUGAUCAAUGGUACGGAGAGGCAGCUUCUCGGCGAUUUUGUGAUAUCUCUGCUCAUGCCAGGUAUUCCUAUGGUCAGCUGGGGAGAAGAACAAGCGUUUUACUUGCUGGACAACACCGCUAGCAACUAUAUCUUCGGACGUCAACCAAUGUCGUCCGCACAAGCAUGGCAACUGCACGGCUGCUACAAAGUCGGGAAUACGAAUCUCAAUCAGUGGCCUGUCAACAGCAGUCUGACUGGAUGCCAAGACGACUCCGUGAGCCUCGACCACAGAGACUCCACACAUCCGGUCUACACGGUCUUGAAGCAGAUGUUCGAGAUGCGGGACAAGUACCCCGUGCUGACUGAUGGAUUCGAGGUUCGGCAGCUCUCCAACCAGACUUUCAAUUACACCCUUCCCGGCUCAUUCGGAACUCCGACAGAGACGGGUCUCUGGAGUGUGUUAAGAGGACGAGUUGAGGCCAUCCAAGACCUCCGCGGAGAAGGCGUCUUUGGUAACCAAGCAGUCUGGUUAUUGUACUCCAAUUACAAUGGGUCCAGAGUCUACGAGUCCGACUGCAGCGGCGACGAUGCUAUAAUCUCUCCUUUUGAUGCCAAUACCACCGUCAAAAACCUCUUCUAUCCCUUCGACGAGUGGACACUGGACGAAUCUGCGCUCACGCUCAAUAUUGAAGGGUCGACCAAUCCGAACGGCUGCCUCUCACAAAUGAACAUGACCAAGUAUGGAUUCAAGGCGUUCGUGCCUAUUGCAAACUGGAGCGCACCGUCACCAGUCAUCACUGGCUUUUCUCCUGGCCACGAUGCCCGCAUUCUUUCCAACUCUUCAGAUGGUGAGCCUUCGUCCGUCGACGUCGAGCUACGCUUCUCUACCGAGAUGAGCUGCGCUUCUCUUGCACGGGCUCUGAGCAUCAAUUCAACCACAGGAGAAGGGCAGACAGGCAAUAUCGAUACCAACAACAUUGACUGCGCUCAGAUGGAGCCCGAAUUUGAAGCUUACUAUUAUGGACCAAGCCCAUCAACAUGGCGGGCUCGAUUCGCGCUAACCAAUCUCUACGAUGGUAUUCACAGAAUCAGUGUCAACAACGUGUCGAGUGAGAGCGGAGAUGUAUUCACCAACUCUGUUGAUCAUUUCAUGAUUCGGAUUGGCAAGGAGGACAACCCUAUGGUCUUUCCGACCACUACGAAUUACAGCACCUCACUUCUAUACAAGGAUGACACGUCCUCUAAGCGAGAUGUCUCGAUCACCACCUCUGGACUCAAGGUCAACCACAAAGCUCCAGGAGCCGACAAAUGGCGAUACUCCUUGUCAUUCGGUGCAGUGUGGUCAGAGUGGUACGACUAUACCCCUGGAAAUGCAUCGCUGGCGUCGCAGACUUGGAGAGGCGACAAGCAAGAGCAGAAGUGGACCGGCGAUCAUGUUCAGGUGCAAUACUGGUCUCGGUUGGCGGGGAGCAGUGCCCAUGUUGUUGAAGGCGAUCUCGCUGGAUCUGAUACUGUUCCACGUCGUUUUCCCCAUCUGUUCCUGCACGGUUCUUUCAAUCAGUAUGGUUUUGACGAUGGGCUUUCAAACACCAUGUUCCAACUUGACAAUGGCACCUGGGCAUUCGACUUUAUGACCGAAUGGCCAAGUCAAUUUCAAGUGAACGUCUGGGGCAUGGCCUCCAACGGCGAACCUGAUGUGUCGUUUGCGUUCGGCGACGUUGAUAACGACACCGUCCUCGACCGUAUCUCUCCAGUGUCAUUGCAGAAAGCUGUGGUCAAUAUCACCAAUCUUGGACCGCCCGCUCCUUCCCUUGCUUGGCGCAUUCUAUUCAACGAUGCCGACUUGAGAUAUUACCUGGUUCCUGUGGGCAAUCGGUACACUCAACUUGCUCUCUGGCUCCUACUGGGACUCAUUCCUGUCGCCACAGCUGCCGUUGGAGUUUGGGCGUACAUGCACUUCUUCUACGGAGUCAAGUUCAACCAAAUCGGACUCUCGGAGAAAAGAAGCAUUCUUCCUAUUGCUGCUGUUGGCAAGAUAUUCAAUCGCGAGAAGAUGAAUGAGAAGGAUAACGAUGCCGACACUGCGACACCAUCAACAACAGGCUCCUCUCCAGAUCUUCCCCAAACGGGCGUCAUUCGCAGCUCUACCUUCGGCGCCGGAGCAACCAUUGAUAGCAAGCGUCGUACAGUGCUUAUUGCUACCAUGGAAUACGACAUCUCUGAUUGGAACCUGAAGAUCAAGAUUGGCGGUCUCGGCGUCAUGGCACAAUUGAUGGGCAAAAAUCUCGAGCAUCAGGAUCUCAUCUGGGUGGUCCCAUGUGCUGGCGGUCUCGAUUAUCCGGUCGACACUCCUGGCCUUCCUAUUGACGUGACCAUUCUAGGCCGCACGUACGAGGUACAAGUACAGUACCACAAGUUGAACAACAUCACCUACAUGCUUCUUGACGCUCCUGUCUUCCGAAGACAGAACGCAAAAGAGCCAUACCCAGCUCGCAUGGACGACUUGGACAGCGCCAUCUACUACUCCGCCUGGAAUCAGUGUAUCGCCGAGGCUAUGCGUCGUUUCCCAAUCGAUCUUUACCACAUUAACGACUACCAUGGCACUGUCGCGCCUCUUUACUUGCUUCCGGACACCAUCCCCUGCGCAUUGUCGCUACACAAUGCUGAAUUCCAGGGAUUGUGGCCCAUGAGAAAUCCACGCGAGGUUGAGGAAAUAUGCUCGGUAUUCAACUUGCCACAGACUGUUGUGCAAAGAUAUGUGCAGUUCGGAGAAGUCUUCAACCUGCUCCAUGCCGGUGCAAGUAUUCUCCGUAUUCAUCAAAAGGGCUUUGGCGCUGUUGGAGUCAGCAAAAAGUAUGGCAAGCGGUCUUGGGCUCGAUACCCAAUCUUCUGGGGCUUGAAGAAGAUUGGUGCUUUGCCCAAUCCAGAUCCCUCUGAUGUUGCUGAGUGGGACAAGAGAUUGACAGCUCCAGAGGAAGUCCAAAUUGACCAAGCUUUCGAAAGUAGACGUGCCGGUCUGAAACGUCAGGCCCAGGAGUGGGCGGGUCUGGAUCAACGGGCUGACGCGGACCUGUUCGUCUUCGUGGGUCGAUGGUCGAUGCAGAAAGGUAUCGAUCUGAUCGCUGAUGUCUUUCCUGCCAUUUUGGAGCAAUACGAACAUGUGCAGCUCUUGUGCGUUGGUCCGACCAUCGACCUCUAUGGCAAGUUUGCAGCGCUGAAGUUGAACAAGAUGAUGCAGAAAUAUCCAGGUCGCGUCUACUCGAAGCCGGAGUUCACCGCCCUCCCACCAUUCAUAUUUAGCGGUGCUGAAUUUGCGCUCAUUCCUAGCAGAGACGAGCCUUUCGGUCUGGUCGCUGUCGAGUUCGGAAGGAAAGGAGCGCUCGGCGUUGGUUCACGUGUUGGCGGUCUCGGUCAAAUGCCUGGCUGGUGGUAUACGAUCGAGUCGUCUACGACCAAGCAUCAAAUGCACCAGUUUAAACUGGCGAUUGCCGGUGCACUCAAGUCGGAUUACGAGACUCGCGCCACAAUGAGGGCGCGUUCGGCCAAGCAGCGUUUCCCGGUCGCACAGUGGAAAGAGGACCUUGAGAUUCUCCAGUCGACCUGUAUCAAGAUACACAAAAAGCGCAUGGAGCACAUCACGGCGAGACGUAUGGGUCUUGAGGAUAAGAGUGGUACGUCGAGUGGCUGGAACACUCCUGGAUGGAUGACUCCGCGAAGUGGGUGGGCUACCCCUACUGGCAGUCGGCCAAAUACUCGUCCGUCCUCGCCAAAUCGGUCGGGAACGUCCACACCGACGGGCUCAAGAGGACCAUCGCUAUCUUUGGGCAUGCGACUCGGCCCAGGGCACAUUCCUGGAACACCAUCAACGCCAUCUGAGAGGUCAGGUCAAUCCCAGAGCUUGAACAACUCCCGACGCAACUCAUUCGACGACCAAUAUCCACGCCGACGACUGAGCGGCAUUCAAGACGAAGAGUACAUCACUCCCGAGGCUGCUGAAGAGUCCAAACGCCGCUCGCAGCUUGGAACCAUGACGAAUGAAUUCAACUUUGCUCUCCGUGAUGGCACCAUUCACAGCAAUCCUAGCCCGCCUGACGCCACAUAUUUCCCACCGGUGACCCCCAGCGGACUGGAUACUCCCAGUCGCCAGUCGUUCCCAUUCCUUGCACGUCCUCACACUCCGGUCAGGGACGAUUUGUCGAGCGUACCCCAAACUCCAUUGUCCACGGAGAAGGUAAUGGAUGAGAAGAAGAAGGACCAACCCCAAGAGCUCACGCCAUUCUUCACAGACCCGACUGGGCUGUAUUACAAGACGUUCGAGAAGAAGCUCGACACCCUCAAUGGCAAGAACUCCGAGGGAGCGCUUUGCAUCGAGGAGUAUCUUGAGAAGUCCGAAAAGCAGUGGUUCCAUCGACUGCACGAGGCAAAGAUGAGUCGGAACAACACUCCGAGUGCAUCUCGGGUUGCAACGCCUGCCGGAUCCAUUUAUGAGGGCGUUGAAACAGAUGAGUCUCUUGCGCAAUUCUUGCUUCCCGAGAACUACCAAGCACCGACUGGUCUCCGACGUCUGCUGGUGUACAAGCUGGGCGACUGGCCAGUGUAUACUCUAUUGCUUGCUCUCGGCCAGAUUCUCGCUGCCAACUCAUAUCAGAUCACGCUUAUAAGCGGACAGGUCGGACAGACUGCUGGUCAACUCUAUGCGAUCGCCUGCAUCUACCUCGGAACGACGCUGAUCUGGUGGUACCUCUUCCGACGUCUUGCAGCUUAUUGGGUCAUGAGCCUGCCGUGGGUGUUCUAUGGGCUCGCAUUUUGGUUUCUGGCCUUUGCGCCAUAUGCCUCGUCAAGCCUCUCGCGUGGAUGGGUGCAGAAUGUCGCCACAGGAUUCUAUGCCGCAGCCUCAUCGUCAGGUUCGCUCUUUUUCGCUCAGAAUUUUGGUUCGCUAGGCUCAGCACCAGUGAAGGACUGGGCGUUCAGGGCAUGUGCAAUCCAAGGAACGCAGCAGCUGUAUGUGGUCGGUCUUUGGGCUUGGGGUAACAAGCUCACCAGCCUGAACUCCAUGGGCAACUCUACCUCCCUUGGCUGGAAGAUGACAGCGAUCGGUGUACCGAUUGCGCUCUUCCUCUGGGCCGUUGGUCUGGUUCUUUUCUUCGGCCUGCCUGAUUUCUACCGCCAGAAGCCCGGCGCUGUACCUGACUUCUACUCAUCGAUAUUCCGCAGGAAGAUUAUCGUCUGGUUCCUGGUCGCUGUGUUCGUCCAGAACAUCUUCCUUUCAGCUCCGUUCGGUCGCAACUGGUCCUAUCUUUGGAGUUCAAAACACGCUCCGGGAUGGUCGAUUGUCCUCCUGAUCCUCCUUUUCUUCGUGGUAGUCUGGGCCGGCGUGCUAUUCUUCUUUGGCCACCUCUCCACAACACACAGCUGGUUUAUCCCGAUCUUCGCUAUUGGCCUCGGAGCACCCAGAUGGUGUCAGAUUCUGUGGUCAUGCUCGAAUAUUGGCCAAUAUCUCCCGUGGGCUGGCGGACCUGUCGCUUCUGCAAUAUUAGGCAGGGUGCUCUGGUGCUGGCUCGGCGUUCUGGAUUCCAUUCAAGGGAUUGGGUUCGGCAUGAUCCUUCUUCAGACAAUGGUCCGCUUUCACUGCUCGUUUGUCUUGAUGGCAGGCCAAUGCAUUGGUGCCAUCGCGACCAUCAUUGCAAGAGCAGACGGCCUCAACAGUACAGGGCCUGGACCCACGUUUCCUAACUUCGCAGGCGGCUGGUCCGACGGCCUCUCACAACCUUGGUUCUGGAUAUGUUUGCUUUUCCAACUCGGCAUUUGCGUUGGCUUCUUCACAUUUUUCCGCAAGGAGCAACUGACGAAGCCAUGA
Molecule: messenger RNA, 7227 nt
Organism: Pseudocercospora fijiensis CIRAD86
Lineage: Eukaryota; Fungi; Ascomycota; Dothideomycetes; Mycosphaerellales; Mycosphaerellaceae
Product: glycoside hydrolase family 13 glycosyltransferase family 5 protein
Exons: 2
Coding region: 1-7227 (2408 amino acids)
Biological process (GO): fungal-type cell wall (1->3)-alpha-glucan biosynthetic process
Cellular component (GO): fungal-type cell wall
Molecular function (GO): alpha-1,3-glucan synthase activity
Source: RefSeq, a predicted model, not a curated record